Molecule: messenger RNA, 7260 nt
Organism: Siniperca chuatsi (mandarin fish)
Lineage: Eukaryota; Metazoa; Chordata; Actinopteri; Centrarchiformes; Sinipercidae
Product: endonuclease domain-containing 1 protein-like
Exons: 2
Coding region: 3206-4213 (335 amino acids)
Molecular function (GO): metal ion binding; hydrolase activity; nucleic acid binding
Source: RefSeq, a predicted model, not a curated record
AGUCAGACUAUAAUAUCAGAAUAGAAGAGUGACUGUAUGUGGCAGCCUUCAUGAAUAUAUUCAAAAGGCCUUUAAACCAUUAUCAUAUAUAUUCCUGGCGUAAAAACAAAACAACACUGACAGUUUUCAGAUCACAGUGGAUCUUAACUCACAGCUGUAGUAUCUCUUGCCAUAAGGAGUAAAGACAUCUAUUAAAUGAUAGUUUCAAUUGUGCUUAUGUGUUGCAUGGUCUAAAUACCGUUUCUGAGGCUUUUCUGCCCUGACAGCUGUAAGAGCAGUGUACAGAUCAUUCAGUUUUAUUUUCUAGGUAGGAAGGGGCAUUUAUUUGGACAAGUAACAAGAUCAAUAGAAUCCAAGUAGAUAGGGUGGGAUGUGAACAUUUUGUUCCUUUAAUUUGGUACAGCAAUAUGCUAUCAGAGCCUUUAGGCUAAAGGUGUAUUUCUUUUACUUGUACAUUGUCUCAUAGAUGUCAUUUUCAUAUGAGAUACUGCAAUUUGCAAAUACAGGCAAAAAUAGCAGUACGGCUAGUAGGGCAGCCCUUAAAGAAUGGUUAUCUUAUUAGAGUAAUUGUUCUGAUAUGUGGACAAUGAGUGGAAUAUAAAUCAACUUACUAGCUUACUGACCAGUAACUGUCUUACUAAUCAAACACAGCAUAUACUUUUGUAAUACUUAAAUAGUUAUCAUAACUCAAUUUUUCUCUCUUUGUUCACAGCAGCAGCUCCUUACGUCUCCCUUGUGGCAGGUCUCUCUGUUUUAAAAAAUCUUUGCGAUGAUCUUGUUUCUGUCCGUAUGCAAAUCCAAAUUUGAUUUGGAACUAAUUUGAUUUAGUUAAGAAAUUCUCUAGACAUUCAAGUAUUUUAAUUUCAAAGCAAACAUUGACAAACUUUUACAGCAUUACAUUCAUUAAAUGAUGUAUUUUUGAUAGCAGCAGCGGAGAGAUGAUAGGAAAUGAGGAAAAGUUCCCCCGCGGAGAAAUUGCAGUUCAUGGCUGGUGUCUUAACCCCCGAGACAUGGGGGCACCCUUAUUGAGAUAAUAGUAUGUUACUACAUUUAAUAAUAAAAGGUUUUAAUAUAUACAGCUUUAUCUCAGUUUUUACAAAAUGCUAAAACUUCUACCUCUGCAAAAUGGGUGUAGUCUACAUCUCCUCGACUUCACCUUUAGAAAUGAUAAUAAAAGGAGUUUUAGAAACAUUUUGGCUUUUAUUUGAGUCAUCUGAAGUUUUUAAGUACUGUUUCUGUUAUAUCUAAGCCUAGAUAUUGGAUGGAUGGAUAGCUACUGUAGGUCAGCAUGGGUUACAGUGUAAACAGUGAAGAUGUUCCGAUAGUAAACAGGAAGUGUUUGUUUCCACAGGGGUAGAGGUCAUGCUGCCAUUAACCUGUUGUUAUGGAAACACAUUUCCAAAAACAUUCCACAGUCCUUUCUCUCACGAUAACACGGUGAACACACACACACACACACACACACACAAAGCUUUACUUACUGAGAAGGAAAGAAACGCAGCGUAAAUACAACUGUUUCAUUGAGAAGGAAACUGUAGGAUGAGCAUCACAGUGGGAAACAACAGGGGGAAGGAUGCGCUGCAGUGUAACAAAACAGGGACCAACAGAGCACAUCGAGCAGUAUGAUGGGAUGGACUUUAAAAGACCACAUAAAGAUUGACAAUCUUCUGCAAACAGCUGGUAUUGAUAGCGUAGUGGACGGAAUUACAGUAACCACAUUUAACAGUGGUCUUUAAAUCAGUGCAUCACAUCAUCAUCCCCAAACCUGAGAGCUGUUAGGUGGGCUCCACCACCAAAGGUUAUUGAAAGGUGGGAUGCACAUUUCCUGGAAAUCUCUGCAUGCAAAAAUACUGUGUUCAAGAGCAGCCUUCGGUAUUCUGGUGCCACUAUCAGGAAUCAGUUAGACAGGUCAACAAGGGAACAAACAAAUUCUACACAGGCUUUCAAAUAUAAACUGAAAUCUGAACACUUGAUGAACACAAAAGGCAGCGUUUGAUACAACAGUUUGCACAAAAUUUUGUACAGACAUUCACGUUCCCAGAUGAUGUAUCCUAAUAACUUUGGUGAUCACCUGAUUUUUCCUCUGGCGCCACCAUGAAGUUGUGAUUGAGUGAAAUGUCUCAACAGCUAUUGAAUGGAUUCCCAUUAAAUUUGGUACAAACAUUCAUGUUCCCCUCAGAAUAAAUCCUAAUGAAGUUUGUGAUCCCCUGACUUUUUAACUAGCAACAUCAUCUGGUAAAAAUCCUGCAUCAGCAGUACUUUGUAUUUAGUGCUAAUUAGCAAAUGUUAGCAUGCUAACACACUAAACUAAGAUUGUGAACAAAACCUGCUACAAAUCGAAAAGGGUCAGCGUGUUAGCAUUGUCACUGUAAGCAUGUUAGCAUGCUGUGCUGUGUACAGUCUCACAGAGCUCCUAGCAUGGCUGUAGACUCUUGUUAAUAUAUGUACCCAGGACUCUCUGGAAAGCAGUAUUGAUACUGGAUUGUUCUGGUGAAUUAAAGGCUCAGUGGUUACACACCUACUAUAUCUUAAUUAGCUUGAGUAGAUUGACCAGUUGAAAUAUCCUGGAACAGCAUUGUUCAAUUCAUUAAAUACCAGAUACCAGAGAGUUGUUGCUACUCUGGCUAUGUUUGGCUAACCUUUUUCUAGGCCUGACAGACUUUUAAUUUGUUUUGCUUAAGACACUCCUACAUGUCACCGUAUGCCUAUACAGUAAACAGCUUGUGGCACAGAUGGGAAACUAUAACCUCUGUGUUCAUCUGACAUUGGUGCAAUGAGGCUCAAAUAAAAGAUCUGAAAUAUUAAACAUAUUAAAUGACUGUAAUGGCCUUAAUGCCUUUUUUACAGGAGACAUUUUGACUUGCAGGGAAAUCACAUGUUAUUCAUUAACAGCUUCCAGGAACACUUACUGUAAAUGGAACAGAGUAAUCAUUAAUUAGUUACACCUGUGUGCUUCCUUUUUGACAAGUCAAAAUGUCUGCUGGGAAAAAAGGCCUACUGUGUGGGUGAUGUGGGUGUGCAUCUCUUCUUGAUUAACAUUUCCCUCACUCUCCUGUUCAGCUUUGUUUUCAGUACGUGGAGCUAGGGUGUACAGGAGAUGUGUGAACUUACUACUGUGCCUGUGAUGGCCACUGGUGCUGGUUAAUGGCUUUUCAAACAUGGUAAUGGUUUGGCUAGUUGUAAAGGGAAAAAGAUAAGAAUUUGCAUGAUAUCCCUGAGAUGGUAUGAAGCACAGAGGAGGAAAAAUCCACACAGUAGGACGACGUUUCAAAAGGGAUUAAAUGCACUGUGGAGACCCACUGCGCGUUUCGUCAUGAUUGUCUACAGAACAGAUCAAACGUUCAUCUGUCUUAUCAUCAUUGUGAUGGCAGGAGCAGAGGUGCAGGAAAACCUCUCACCUGAGUGUAAACAGUUCCUGUACAUGGGCACACUGCCUCGAGGGCUUGAGGAGCAGCCUUUUAAAAAGAUUUGCCAGUUCUACGCGGGCACUCCACGAUUUGUCACCUUGUAUGACACCUUCAACCACGUCCCUGUUUAUUCUGCGUACACCUUCAAGCGAUCGGACGGCUCCAAGAAGGUUGAUGUGCCUUGGAUGUAUGAGCCACAGCUCUCCACAGUGUCUGGCUCACGUGAGAUGCAGCAGUUCCCUUCUGAAAACAUUCAUAGGCGUUUUGAGGAUGCUCAGGCUGUGCUUGACGACUACUCUAACACUGUAAUCUUUGAACGUGGUCAGCUGAAUCCAGACGAGCACCAGGCCCACCCUGAUGACAAAGCAUCCACCUACACUCUGACGAAUGUGGUCCCACAGGUCAGAGAGUUCAACAUCGGUCCCUGGAAAAACCACAAGCACACCAUCCGCAGGCGGCUCAACAACUACUGCCGUGGCACCGCCUAUAUGGUCACCGGGGUCACCAACUCAGGGCACACAAUCCGCCGGCAGAACAUCAACCGCCUGGGCAUCCCCACCUAUCUCUGGUCAGCCUACUGUUGCAUUGAUUUUGAUCACAAUGCACCAUACUCAGAGCGCUCAAAGUUUCCUGCGUUUGCAGCUCAUGGGCUCAACGACAGGGAGAAUAAUAAGGUUCAAGAGAUGACGGUGCAGCAGCUGGAGGACUUCCUGAAGAGGGUAACUUAUGUCGGCAGCUCUUUCCAGGUCUUCUAUGACAACUGUGUGCCUCCUAAUAGUGCUAAUAGUGCCCUGCACCUGCCUUGAAAAAAAAAAUGGAGAUGGUCCUUCAGAUUUAGUAUAGAUUGAUAUUCACACCAGUGUCAAUAACAUUCAACAUUUGGCAGCUGAUUAGGAAUUAAUCAUUUCAUUCAACAAUCAUUUUAAUUGAUUUAUUUUAAAUUCAGCAGUUUCCAUGGUAAAUAAAACCCACAUGCCUAAAUUUGAUUUCCAUUAUCCAAUUUAGUUUUAUAAUUGCUCUGUUGCAGCUUGUUUGCUGAUUAAAAUCUUUUUCACAUUUAAGAUAAACAAGUAAAUAGACAACAGUCUUUGUUCUUGGCCUGAAGAGUUAGUCACCCCACUACUACGCUGAUUUUCGUUAUAAUUGGACUGAUCUUUAUCUAUAUUACCCAGUAUUUACUCUGUUUUACUUCUUAAAGUAUACACAGUAUUAAAAAUAAUCUCAGUUAAAAAGUUCACUUACUAGCUUUUCGAAGCUCCAUUUGUUGAAGAACUGAAGAUGUGGUUGAAAAGCUACUAAGUGGACCUUUGAUCAUAGAUUUUGAUACAUUUACUGUCCCCAAAGGUGAAUAUUGAUCCUCUGUGUUAACAUGUCAAAAAAAAAGAAAUAUUCCCAUUGUAAUUAAAGUAAAUUUUAAAACUUAGAAAUCCUCUCCAUAUAUUAUCCUCCAAUAUAGUAAAUUAAUUAUUAUUUCAAUUAUAUUGUAUUUUAUGGUAAAAUAACUGGCAUUUGUUGUGCCUAAACCCACAAUGAAAAGCCCAUAGUCUACACAUGGUUGUACUCUUCAUUCACUUUAUCUCACGUUUAACUUAUCCUCUUAAUGACUGGGGACUACACCUGCCUCUGUAGGCCUUUUGUUCAGAGACAGACAGAUUAGACCAACAGUUUUACAUUUUCACAUACAGCCUCUUCACUGUAGCACUACUAUACACUUCUCUUAUGAAAAGCCACACAGACAAAUCCAGGACAAACUGGGCCAAUAUCCAGAUUGUGACUUUUCAUUUAAGAGUUCUUUGAUCCUAUACAUUACAAGAAUAUUCACAUAUACCACUAAAGAGUUGUAAAUGUCGAUGAAUAAUAGGAACUUUCCAGCUCAUCAGAAGAGAAAGCAGUAAUAACUUAAUGUUUGGAAGUGAUAGCUGGUCCCAUCUCUGUUCUGAAUUUUUGUGGUAAACCCUUUUGUUUACAUUUGGAUCUUGCAAUUUAACUUUUGUAGUUGACAUUAAGUUAAAAUUAAGUGGGAUAUAAAAAUAAAAAUCAGAAUCUUUCUCCCAGUAUCUCUUUUUGUGACUUGAUUAUUAUUAUUCGUCAGGAUCUGGUAAGAUCUCUUUGGUUGUGCUUUGGUACAGCAGGUCAUAGAUGCUACAAAUAGUAUUAAAAACAUAAAAAAGCAGUAAAAUGAUGCAAAACUAGGAGUACAGAAAUAGCCCCAGGGUGAAUGAUAUGAUUAGUAACCGCAUUUAGUUUGAGAGGGUAGCUGUAAGCUGCCAGCUGGCAUAUGCCGCAGUGCCAGAUGGUCAGUUCCACAGAGCCUGUUUGACCAGCAGCCGACUGAUAAGAGUCCAAAAUACAUUUCAGAUCAUUAAUUGGAAGGACACUUAACUCUGAUGGCCAGUAGAGGGAGGCAGUGUUUAUCUUAGCCACAUAGUGUAGCUAAACACCUUCCUGUGGGAAAGACAUAACUAUCUUAUUGUUCUGGAUAACAUAAAAGGUGGAAAAGGGCAUCAUCAGUACAUACAAUACAUACAGACACUAUCUACAAACCCUCAUUAUGCAAAGAAAACAGCAGCAUAUUAACAAUACUUAUGUCUCAUUAACAGACAAUCAAAGACAGACUGCACAAUAUAAACUCUCGUUUUUAAUUUCUCUCUUCAAGAGUGUUUUCAAUUCACACAUUCAGCUCAAAGUUAAAAAAAACAAACAAAAAACUCAUAUUUCUGUACAAAGAGAGCAUGCAGAGCACCCUGUGCAGCAGGGAUCACUGUUUGUGACAGCACCCUGAAAACACAAGAUUUACUUAAAUCAUUGUCAAAAUAUGCUGAAUCAUUGUAGCAGAGAAACACCUUAGAGGAAGUAAAAACACUAUUUUAAAAAAUAAAAGUUGAAUAAUGAUAAAUCUCUUUGUACUUCAAAGAAAUUACCUUUGGGUUCACAUAGAACCCAAUCGCUCACACACACACACACACACACACACACACACACAAUACACUUAAAAACACUCACAACAGUAAGCAGCCACAGUAGUCAGGUGCUUUGCAGCCUGCAGCAGGAGUCCUGUUUGUGCCAGAAUGUGUUUUGGUCUCAGUUGUACCAGGUGGUGUUGAGCUGUGUCUGUUUCUUGAUGCUAGUGUCCAACUUGAGGACCUCUCUGACUGCCAUGGUAGCAUAGGUUGAGGGAGGCAGGGAGAACUCCAUCCGCAGAGCCCGAUACUUCCCCUCUGUCGGAGGAAAGAGAGAAAUACUGUAUUAGAGUGUGUACAAAGAAGGCUGUCAAACAACCCUGUCAUCUCAUACUUGAUAUUUAGUAUAGCAUAUUAUAUCAGCAUUCAUGCAUUUCAAAUCUAUACAUCUUUCAUAUCCCUAUUUAGCUACUUUAAGCUCAUGCCACAUUUAUCAAGAUGGGCAAAUCGACAGAUGUGGUACAGCCCAGCUACUGUAUCUGUAUGUUUUGGAUUUUUUUGGUCUUUAUUUAACAUACAAAUAAAAAUCAGGGUAUUUAUAUUUGAGUAAAAUGGGUGAAACAAACUGUAGUUUGACCAUUUAUUUUACUUUUAAAAUUAUUUUUGAGCUCUGCUGCAUGAUCAGCUGUUCAUUUGAUAGUCUCUCCAUUUUUCUCUUCACCCUCUUAGUGGAAUGAUAUUUUGGGUUCACCAUAUCAACUUUAUAAAAAGGUGAUAAUAUGUCAGUGUUGCUCUAUGGCCAAAAGUGGCAAAAAAAAAAAAAAACUGAUUUAAGGAUGCGUGGGGACAAAACCUUGGUGAAAUUCAGCUUAAACCAAUCUUCUAUGUAUUGUAAUGUUUUAAGAAUGUUACAACUGUGUCCUAAAUUAAAUCCAGUAUUGCUGCAAAGGCAA